Messenger RNA from Protopterus annectens (West African lungfish), 2074 nucleotides. RefSeq names its product tRNA splicing endonuclease subunit 2 (gene TSEN2). Bases 109 to 1560 code for a protein of 483 amino acids. NCBI's taxonomy places the organism in Eukaryota, Metazoa, Chordata, Ceratodontiformes, Protopteridae. Gene Ontology annotation, cellular component: tRNA-intron endonuclease complex. Gene Ontology annotation, molecular function: nucleic acid binding; tRNA-intron lyase activity. The transcript is spliced from 11 exons. The record is from RefSeq and is a predicted model, not a curated record. Gene Ontology annotation, biological process: tRNA-type intron splice site recognition and cleavage; tRNA splicing, via endonucleolytic cleavage and ligation.
AGGCUGCGCGUGCGCUGUAAAAAAUGGUUUUCCUGGUUCUCUUUCACGCACAUUGAUGGGGUUUUAGUGUUUGGUGGUGAAUGAGUGAAGGCUGACGUUUUAUAAGGCAUGGCUGAAGCAAUCUUUCAAGCACCCAAGAGGAAAAGAAUAGUCUAUGAAACGUAUAAGGCACCUUUUCCUGUUCCAACUUUAAAUGAGUUUGAAGGGGUAGAGCAGUUCAAAAUAUAUAGUGCCGAAAUCUUUAACAACAACGUAAUAGUGAGGAAUCCACAAGCUAUAGAAGAUUUGUAUUGCAGGGGUUAUUUCGGAAAAGGUGUUCUGUCAAGGAGCAGCCCAGAGUAUAGUGUUUCAGACCAAAUAUUAGCAGAAAAAUGGAGGGAUCGGAAUUAUAUGGGCUUGCCAGUAAUUACCUCUGCCAAGUAUGAGAGUCAUCGAGAGUGGGCCAGAAGUCUUCUGCAUUCCCAGGGACUGGAUGAAACUUCUGUAGAUAAAAUUCUUGAGAAUUAUACCUGCCCUAUUGAAUUGCCCUGCCUUGAAGAAAAUAAUGAUGCAGAUAAGAAUGUAUACAGUAACUCUACAACAGAGGAGGAGGGAGUGGAGUGCCAAGCAGGCGGGGAAGGCAUUGAGGCUGCCAGUGUGACCCAAGACACGGAUGUUGCUGUUGAUGACACUGCUUGUCCCUGUGAUGAGGAUGAAAGCUGCAAUUUGGUCACUAAGAAAGUUCAAAUGGAAGGGAAUGAACAGUAUGACCCAUUGGCACAGUAUGGUCAUUAUGUUGGUAAUGACCCAUUGGACAGUGAACUGCUGUGUAAAGUACACUGUUACAGACAUGAUGAUUUGAUCAUUCACUGUGGCUGCAGUACUGAGGGGCUGUUACUUCAGCAGACCAGUAGCACAGCAGGAGUUAAAAAUGUAGAAGUUUCUAUAAACCAUGGAUAUGUGCUGGUUCAGGAAGAAGAAGAGCACAUAUGUGAGGAAGAUGGAGACAGUAAGGGUGAAUUGAUCAAGACAGAACAAUUAGUCUGCAGAAGAAACCCAUAUAGAAUUAUUGAAUACUUACAGCUCGGCUUGGAAGAGGCCUUUUUCUUGGUUUAUGCCUUAGGCUGUUUGACAGUUUAUUACAUGGAGGAACCAUUAUCUAUUGCAAAACUGUGGGAUGUUUUUAGCGUAAUCAAACCCAGUUUUAGAACAACAUAUAUGGCAUACCACUAUUUUCGGAGCAAAGGAUGGGUUCCAAAGGUCGGACUAAAAUAUGGAACAGAUCUUUUGCUUUAUCGAAAAGGGCCCCCUUUCUACCAUGCAAGCUACUCUGUUGUGGUACAGAUGGUAGAUGGUAGUGACAUGGGAAGACCACAAAGAUCCUUUACUUGGAGAUCACUUGCUGGCUUGAACAGAACUACAGUCAACGCUUCUAAGGAACUCAUGUUUUGCUAUUUAAUUAGACCAUCGGAUAUGACAAAUGAGGAAAUGUCAUCACCCAGUUGUAUGAAAAGAAUCAAAGUGCAGGAACUAAUUUUCAGUCGCUGGGUCUCUUCACGAGAACGUACUGAUCAAGAGUAACAUACAAAACUUGCCCAAUCAACAAAGUGUAAAACAUGGCAUAAUAGAAGUCUGUCUUUCACAAAACUAGAAUGAGGUGCAAACCUAAGUAUCUGUGGAUGCUAGGAGGACACCAUACAGAUAACAAAAUUAUGCACUUCAGAUUUAAAAAAAAAAGAUAAAACAGUUGUUGCAGCACUGUGAAAUAUUUUUUACUCCUUUUUACAAAGAAAGUACUGUGGGUAUUUUGGAAGUAACUCCUGUAAAUACUGGCUACAAAUACCAUUGUGCUCUUUAAUUUAAAUUUAGUUUUUGCCAUAGACACAGCAUAAGAAACCUUUUUUGACACACUGUAAUUCUAUUUUUGUUAUAUACAUUUUUAUUUAUUUAAUAAGUACAUUUAGUUAUUAAUUUUCCAUUCAUUUAUAUGAUUUUUUUUAUUAAAUAAAUGCAUGUAUAUAUUUGGUAGUAGGCUCUGAUUCUGCAUUAAAGUGACAAAAAGGUAAAAACAAAAGGAAAAUGGUCAUACAAAUUA